Cololabis saira (Pacific saury) is the source of this 1981-nucleotide messenger RNA. Its product is annotated as dihydrofolate reductase-like. Gene Ontology annotation, molecular function: NADP binding; dihydrofolate reductase activity. The transcript is spliced from 6 exons. The record is from RefSeq and is a predicted model, not a curated record. Gene Ontology annotation, biological process: tetrahydrofolate biosynthetic process; folic acid metabolic process; dihydrofolate metabolic process. Gene Ontology annotation, cellular component: mitochondrion. Lineage: Eukaryota; Metazoa; Chordata; Actinopteri; Beloniformes; Belonidae. The coding region runs from base 35 to 688 and encodes 217 amino acids.
UCUGCUUCAUGAGCUGCAGUUCUAUAAUACAUCCAUGGCUGCAGCUCAAACCACGCUGCUUCCUGGUCUGUCCCACUCACCCUCUCGGAAGAUGGAGAAGAGCCGGCACCAAGUGCAGAAGAAACCUGUUCGCCUCAUAGCAGCAGCUUGUAACAACAUGGGGAUAGGAAAAGAUGGAAAACUGCCCUGGAGUUUACCGUCUGAAUUCAAGUACUUUCUGGACACCAUCACAAGAGUGUCAAGACCAGGAAACAUGAAUUUGAUGGUUUGGGGAAGGUUGUGCUGGUUCUCCAACCCAGAAAACUUUUUUCCGAUCUCCAAUUCUUUGCAUGCGGUGCUGAGUAAAACACUGAGCACAGUGCCGGAUCACGCUCACUUUUUGUGCCGAGACUUUGACAGUGCUGUCCGCCUGUCGUCAGAGCCCCCCCUCGCUGGCAUAAUAGAGAACAUCUGGAUUGUCGGUGGGACGCAGGUCUAUGAGGACGCGUUGAAGCACCCGUGGUGUGACCUUAUUUACCUGACAGACGUCAUGGCCGACUUUGACUGUGACGUUUUCUUCCCUGAGUUUGACAGAGAACUAUUCAAAGUUCAGGAAAGCUUUCCUGGUGUCCCGGGUGGAAUUCAAGAGGACAAUGGGAUUAAGUUCAGAUGUCAAGUAUUCAAGAAAGUGACUGGCGAAGGCCCGUAGAUUUAAAGAAGAAAAAAUUAAACCAGAAGAAAAAACAGGAAAUCUGAAAUCAUCUGAAAACACAGAUUACUAUUUUUCCUCAAAACCUUUUGUUUUUAACCUUUUUGUAAUGAAUACGCUCCUGGAUACUGUAGACAUUUAAAAAGCCUUUGCACUAUUGUGUGUUUUUGUAAAUUCAAGGAGAGCCUAAGUUUUGUUAAGAUCCUAACAAUCGCUCAGUAUUCCCAUCAGUGUUUGUUUACUUGACAUCCAAAAAAUCGUUCUUGGUCUGACAUUAAACAGUUAAUAUGACUGAAGUUAUAUUCACUCACAUUUGGGGUUACAUGCAGUUGGAAGUGAAAUUACUCCUCAUUUUAUACAUGUGCGGUUCAAGUCAAAAUUACGUACUUUAGCGUAAUACGCAACGCUGACGUAACCGGUGGUUCCGGUUUACCAGCAUUUAUUGAAAGCAGGUUGUUGCGGUGUCUUGUAAGUCCUACAAGCUGAGGAAGAAGUCAGGCCUACAUCAGCCAAUAUAUCGAUUCCUCUCCUGCUCUCGUAUUCUGAGACGAAAACAGGCAAAAAUGCUCUGUUUGGGCUACACUUGUAGUAUGUAAAAUGCUGAAUAUGAAUGCACAAAAAACUAAAGGGACUUUGAGCAGAUUUUUAAGUUGCAACUUUCAAAUUGGCAGCCUGAGUUAAAGUGUAAAUAACUUUUUUUUUUUUAAUAUACGUCUAUACAUGCAAUGCUAUAAUGUUUACAUAGUUUUAAAGUUCCAGAUAUGAUAGUUUUAUAGGUGAGUCCUCAAGAAAAGAAAAAAGAAAUCAGCUCUGCAGUGACUUAACAUUACGGAGGGCUUGGACAAGUUUAUUAAACUAAAUAUGAAUCCAAACACAGAAGUUUUGAUACUGAGGAUUAUUUAUUAGAAGUGCAGACAACAGAGUGAACAUAAAUGUUAGAUCAACCGGGGACCAAAUGACGAUGGAGUUAUUGUCAAAGCACAGCUGGACAUCUCUGAUUUUUCAUCUGACUUUCUGCAUGUGUAUGAUACAAAAUACAUUAAAAGGGCUAACUUUUCAAACAUGCUUUUCCUCUAAAUGUCUUCUAUUUACUUUGUGAAUAAGACAAUGUGAAAAUUGCACUAUUAUCAGUCCAUCUUUUUUACCCAACUAUAUACUUUUUAUGUGCUUUUAUGGCUUUUUACAUGUUUCUGUUCUUUGUUUAGAUUUUAUGAUAAAUUUUGAUUUAGUAAAACUUUAUUUUUCAUUGUAUUUAUUUAUUCAUGCAUUUUGUGACGGUUGGAUUUUAUUUUA